AUGAAGAGACAGAACGCAAGGACCCUCGCCCUCAUCGUCAGCAUCCUCACCUACCUGGUGGUGGGAGCUGCUGUGUUCGAGACCCUGGAGUCCAAGCAGGAGAGGAGCCACAAGAGGAGGCUGGAUGCCAGGAAACACGAACUCAUGCGCAAGUACAACCUGACCAAAGAGAACUUCGAGGAGCUGGAGUCUGUCGUCCUGCAGCUCAAGCCGCACAAAGCCGGAGUCCAGUGGAAGUUCGCAGGGUCCUUCUACUUCGCCAUCACUGUGAUCACGACCAUAGGUUACGGCCAUGCGGCGCCCAGCAGCGACUCAGGGAAAGUGUUCUGCAUGUUCUACGCCCUCCUGGGGAUCCCGCUCACCCUGGUCAUGUUCCAGAGCCUUGGCGAGCGGAUCAACACGUUCGUCAGGUACCUGCUGCACCAAGCCAAGAAGUGCCUGUCGAUGCGCCACACCGAGGUCUCCAUGGCCAACAUGGUGACGGUGGGCUUCUUCUCCUGCCUGAGCACCCUCUGCGUGGGCGCCCUGGCGUUCUCCCACUGCGAGGGAUGGAGCUUCCUCCACGCCUUCUACUACUGCUUCAUCACGCUCACCACCAUCGGGUUCGGGGACUACGUGGCCCUGCAGAGGGACGACGCGCUGCAGAACGACCCCCGCUACGUGGCCUUCUGCUUCGUCUACAUCCUGAUGGGGCUGACGGUGAUCGGGGCGUUCCUGAACCUGGUGGUGCUCCGCUUCCUCACCAUGAACACCGAGGACGAGCGCCGGGACGCCAAGCAGAGGGCCCUGAUGUCCGUCGGCAAGCCCAGAGAGGUUGCUCGCCUGCUUCCCAUCUCAGCCUCCACCUCUUCCACACCCGUAGCGGACGACUCCACCAGGGCUAGAGAUUUAAAAGGCGUCUACACCGAGGUGCUGCAUUUCCAGACUAUAUGCUCCUGCCUGUGGUACCGGAGCAAGGAGAAGCUUCACGGCUCUGGACCCUCCAUGAUCCCUCAGGAGCUGACGUUCUCCGAUGCCUACAUGCAGCAGAACAGUAGCUGUCCUCACUACAUGGAGCCCGGAUCCACAGGCUGCGUCUGCAGUCCGCGUCAGUGUUCCAGCAUAAGCUCCAUAACAACGGGCCUCCACAUCCUCUCCCCGUUCAGGAUGUUUAAGAGACGCAGCUCCGUCUAG
This is a messenger RNA of Anoplopoma fimbria (sablefish), 1173 nucleotides long. It is a transcript of the gene kcnk3b, whose product is annotated as potassium channel, subfamily K, member 3b. Gene Ontology annotation, biological process: stabilization of membrane potential; potassium ion transmembrane transport. Gene Ontology annotation, cellular component: membrane. NCBI's taxonomy places the organism in Eukaryota, Metazoa, Chordata, Actinopteri, Perciformes, Anoplopomatidae. The transcript is spliced from 2 exons. The record is from RefSeq and is a predicted model, not a curated record. Bases 1 to 1173 code for a protein of 390 amino acids. Gene Ontology annotation, molecular function: open rectifier potassium channel activity; potassium ion leak channel activity.